AUGACGCUGCCCAAGGAUUUGGGGCGCGGGGCUCACAAUUGGAUGUCUUCUAUCUCAAAUACUGGGCACAUGAACGAAGUCGUCUGCCAUCGCUGCAAGAAGUCAGAAACCGACUCUUCAUCGCACUUAAGCCCCCUCGCAUUUCUAUCGGUCCGUCCGGUCAGCUAUGGGAUUGCCCCUCAGGAUGGACAACAUACACGCUCCAACCGUGCCCUCGGGCCCAGCCAGCAAUACGUCGAGGAACGACCCCCCGCUCCAGUGUUCGGAGACGAACAUGGAGAAGCGAGUAUUCAGCUGAUUGACGGCUUUCCAAGAGCCGAUCUCGAUAUUGCUCAAGUGCGUACUACCAGAGCCCGCAUCAUCCACCUCCGCAAUGACUACAAGGAGCUCAUGGCCAUGGUUGAGAAACAACUCCAUGAGCACUUUGCCAGCUUGCAAGAAGAGGAGAAACCCGAAGUUCCGCUCUCCGGGGGUGCCAACAACACCCUGGCAGAUCAUUCAGCAUCUCAGCCGCUGGAGGAGCCAUUCGCAAAGGUCAACGCUGUGGUUCCGGGAAGCCCAGCUGAGUUAGCUGGCCUAAAGCCGAAUGACCAAAUUCGCAUAUUUGGCUACGUCAACAGCUCAAACCACGACAAUCUCAAGAAGACAAAGCGACCUGUUCUAGUCAGGAUAUCUCGACCCAGCCAAGGGGCGCGGGAGGAGCUGCACGUAACACUCACUCCGAGACGUAACUGGGGUGGCAGAGGUUUGCUGGGCUGUCACAUCCUACCUUUAUUCAUUCCGAAAAGUACACGGCUGCGCGCUGUUGAGAACGAUCAGCCGCUUCGACUCCACGUGGCUCGGCAUACUUCUGGAUUCACUAGCAUGACUAGGUACCUGGUGCAGCGAUUAGGAACAGGCAAAGUGGUAGUUGGAUUACAAAGCAAGUCGCGGCCUGAUGGGACAGCUGCCUGUGUCGAAUGUUUAAGGGGUUUUAAAGAAGAAUGUCAAUGGAUGGCUAACAAAGGUGCCGUACCUAGGUACUAUGUCUGGAUUGACCGCCCACGCCUAAGAGUUGUCGAGCGCGUCAAGUAUGCAUUCGCCGCCAAACUGAGGCAAGGAAAUAUCCAGUCACCCAAAUGGAAGCGGCCCGGAGGAAAGAACGAAUGGAAAGAGACGUACUUGCCGUCGCCCAUUGAAAGGGAACCCCACUAUGACGAGACAGCGACGCACUUUACAGCCCACUACCCAUCCCUCUCUCCGGUACGAAUUCAUCUACUCCGCGCCCUUGCCGACGCUGGUUUGCGCCUUCACGUCGACGAAUCUCUCCAUUUGUUUGCCUUCUUUCGCUUUGCGCCAGCUGCUAACCUCGCGAUCAGCCCCGCUUGUUUACAAUUAACUCGCACCGAUCCGAUUCCUUCACCGAUAGCAAACAUGGCCGAAACUCAGCAGACUCCUACCUUCAAGCUCGUUCUUGUCGGUGAUGGCGGUACCGGAAAGACCACUUUCGUCAAGCGUCACUUGACUGGUGAGUUCGAGAAGAAGUACAUGGCCACUCUUGGUGUCGAAGUCCACCCUCUGGGUUUCAGCACGAACUUUGGUCAGAUUCAGUUCGAUGUUUGGGAUACCGCCGGCCAGGAGAAGUUCGGUGGUCUCCGUGAUGGUUACUACAUCAACGGCCAGUGCGGUAUCAUCAUGUUCGAUGUCACUUCCCGUAUCACAUACAAGAACGUCCCCAACUGGCACCGCGAUCUCGUUCGUGUUUGCGAGAACAUCCCCAUCGUUCUCUGCGGUAACAAGGUCGACGUGAAGGAGCGCAAGGUCAAGGCCAAGACCAUUACCUUCCACCGCAAGAAGAACCUUCAGUACUACGAUAUCUCUGCCAAGUCCAACUACAACUUCGAGAAGCCUUUCCUCUGGCUUGCACGUAAGCUUGUCGGCAACCCCGCUUUGGAAUUCGUUGCUGCACCGGCUCUCGCCCCCCCCACCGCUCAGGUCGACGCCCAGCUCCUCGAGCAGUACCGCAAGGAGAUGGACGAGGCCGCCAACAUGCCUCUGCCCGGUGAGCUUUCGGACGAAGACUUACCGGCAAUAGCUGGUCACGGUCAUUAUGGUAGAAGACGGCACGGCCGGUUCCAUACUUUGAGUAGUUUGACGCCUUACAAGAUGAACACUGAGUCCUUACAUUUCCACCAAGGUGUCUCGGGUUCGCUCGUCCUCUUCUCUACUAUGCAGAGAAGAAGGACCGCAAAGGCAGGUAGAGAAACGGUCAACAACAUAGUCUCGUCAGGACCACAUCAUGCAACUCAACCACGCUACGUCACAUCAUGUUCUGAGUUGCGAGUGAGACCGAAUGAAGUACCUAAAUGGAAAGUCCAGGGCCCAGACCCCAGAAUAUUGCUUUGCCUUUCGAUGAGUGUCGAGGAGCCUGAGCAUUUGCACAAAUGGGUCUGUAUUGUGGCCGCAAGCACUAUUUUUGUACCAGAUUCCGGUAUGUGUUUUCAAGGGUCCGGGGCCGUCUCUGAUGGUCACCAACCACCUCUGGAUGUACACGAUACCGUGUACUCUGUCAAAAAGUGCUGGUGUGUUAAAUACUCGGGAUCCAGCGACGCGUCUGGUUGUCUGUUUGUCGGGGAGGAGGACAUGGAUUCUAAUGGAGAUUCUUUUGCUGAGUGCGGCUUACGUGCCAACUGCCACGCGCGUCACUGGGUCUGCUGUAUUUCGAGGUGGGAGGGCAAGGUGGGCGUUAAUUGGUAUAUGACGGAGAACAAAGGCUCCAUGGUCCCCGAGCAGACUCGGUCAGAUGCGGCAGGGUGGGUACACGGAGGAGGGAUGGUCUGGGGUCAAAUACCACGCACAAGCGACGACCAGUUGCCCUUCGCGUUCUACCGCUAA
Molecule: messenger RNA, 2874 nt
Organism: Colletotrichum lupini
Lineage: Eukaryota; Fungi; Ascomycota; Sordariomycetes; Glomerellales; Glomerellaceae
Product: GTP-binding nuclear protein GSP1/Ran
Exons: 25
Coding region: 1-2874 (957 amino acids)
Biological process (GO): ribosomal subunit export from nucleus; protein import into nucleus
Cellular component (GO): cytoplasm; nucleus
Molecular function (GO): protein binding; GTPase activity; GTP binding
Source: RefSeq, a predicted model, not a curated record